Molecule: messenger RNA, 1771 nt
Organism: Spea bombifrons (plains spadefoot toad)
Lineage: Eukaryota; Metazoa; Chordata; Amphibia; Anura; Pelobatidae
Gene: TEKT3
Product: tektin 3
Exons: 8
Coding region: 149-1621 (490 amino acids)
Biological process (GO): cilium movement involved in cell motility; cilium assembly
Cellular component (GO): sperm flagellum; nucleus; microtubule cytoskeleton
Source: RefSeq, a predicted model, not a curated record
AAAAGGUCUCGUGGGUCUCAGUAUGUGAACCCUGGAGACAGAAUAGACUACAGCGAGAGAAGCUCACCUUACCCAUUAUCAGCGGUUACAUAGAGCGGACACGCUUUCCCAUGUAUAAGUGAAUCUUGUUAUAUGGUGAUCACCGAACAUGGAACUGUUAGGCACAACACUAACCGCUACCUAUGCUCGACCAAGACCAACACCUACUAAUUUUCUGCCGGCCAUUUCCACCAUGGCUUCAAGUUAUAAGAAUCGAUUCCCUAACUAUUCCCUAAGCCAUAGCCUGAGUCUUCCUUGGCGGCCAAGCACAUAUUACAAGGUAGCAUCUGCUUCUCCAACGCUGGCUCCACUCUCCAAGAGCUCCCCAGGUUUAGGUCCUGCCCAAAUCACCCCCUUCCCAUCCAACAGAACAGCUCUUUUCACCAGAUAUACUCCCGACGACUGGUACAAAUCCAAUCAGCAAAAUUAUCGGGAAUCCGAGUCUUCCAGGCGCAGUGCGGAGAGGCUAAGACUUGACACCAGUCGGCUGAUUCAAGACAAGGAACAGAGGACAAGGAAGAUUCAGAACGACACCAGUAAAGAUUUGGGGGAACGGGUAAAUGACAUUGCCUUUUGGAAAUCGGAAAUCGUUCAUGAGAUCGACCAGAUGAUUGGGGAGACUAACGCCCUCUCCGAAGUCAAGAGGAGGCUGGAAAGAGCGUUGGCCGAGACAGAAGGACCACUACAGGUCGCUCAGGAAUGUCUCUAUCACCGGGAGAAGAGGAUGUCCAUAGACCUUGUACACGAUGAUGUAGAAAAGCAGCUUCUGCAGGAGGUGGACUGCAUCAAGUCCUGCCAAGAAAGGAUGAGAAGGCACCUGGAGAAGACAACGGCACAGCUCGCUUCCAACAGAGCAGCCCAGCACGAGCUCGAAAGAGAUAUAGGUGACAAGCAAAUGGCCUACCGCAUAGACGACAAGUGUCAGAACCUCAGGAACACCUCGGAAGGCAUCGGGUAUUACCGAGGCGUGGAGCGUAUCGAUGCAACGAUCUCAGUCCCGGAGUCGUGGGCAAAGUUUAGCGAUGAUAACAUCCUGAGGUCACAGAGCGAGCGGGCGGCAUCAGCCAAGCUCAGAGAGGACGUGGAGAAUCUUCUCAAUGUGACCUCCAACGAGAUGUGGAGUCAGUUCAAUGUCGUCAACGUCAUGUUCACCAACCGUAUCUCCGAGACGGCUGACGCCAAGAACAAGCUGCAGAGUCACCUCGCUAAGACGCUCCAGGAAAUCUUCCAGACAGAGAUGACAAUCGAAGCCAUCAAAAAAGCCAUCAAGGAUAAAAUCGGUCCCAUGAAAGUGGCCCAGACACGGCUGGACGAGCGUACCAGACGCCCCAAUGUGGAACUGUGCCGGGACAUCGCGCAGAUUCGCCUCGUUCACGAAGUCCAAGAGAUAGACGACGCCAUUCAGGUCCUGCAGCAACGUCUACGGGAAGCUGAGGACACCCUGCAGAUGCUGGUCCAUACCAAGGCCAACCUGGAACAUGAUCUGUCCCUCAAGGCCAACAGCCUUUUCAUUGACCAGGAGAAAUGUAUGGGCAUGAGGAAAAGCUUCCCCAGCACACCUCGACUGGUGGGCUACACGUAAACCCCCAACAAAUCCAAUUGUGUACAUUUUUAAAGAAAAUAUCCCCCCGGUUAGAAUCGUUACUCACCUGCUGUGUCGUGUGGUUUUAUUAGUGCACAAAACCUAAAAUUACAUUGAAUAAAAAGUGGACGUUUUACGGACUAAGUAAAA